AUGGAAUCUCCAUCUGAUGCGCCCUCUAAGCGGGCCGAUGUCGUCAAGCGCGUCUCUCGGGCAUGUUUACAUUGCCGUCAACGCAAGUCGCGAUGUGACCUGGAUACCAAUGGAAAUCCUGGCAAGCCGCCGUGCCAACGCUGUGUGCGCGAGCAUCGCGAAUGCGUCCUCGGUGGUUCCAACCGAGGCGGACGCCGCAUUCGCAAGAACAAAAUCAAAAAUUUCACCCCAGCGGCCAAUCCAUCGCCGAGUAAGGAACCGGAGGGAAUCUUCAGUCCUGCGAAUUCGGAUGUGCGCCGUGCGCCAUCUGCAUCUACUGUAUCGGUAACUUAUCCCGGACCGGUCGUCUUCAUGCCUCCCAACCCCCCCGGCUUCAAGCUCCGCGGUAUCGCCACCCAUAGCGCCCCGGCUCCUGAAGUGCACGGCCACCGUGCACGGUCGGAGUCCGGUAGCUUCUCCGCAUUCAAUGGCCUGCGCAACGGCGUUGUAUCCGAUUUCAAUGCUCCGAACACUGGUAUCAGAGCUUAUCGGUUGGUUCAGUCACGGUCUUUAGAUCCUGGGACUGUUUGGCAGCUUGUUACUCGUUAUGCAGAGAAUUUCCACCCGUACCUUCCAUUAGUUCCACGGAGAUAUUUUGAGCGCACUGCACUUGACGACUUCGCCAACAAUGAGAAAUACCUACUCACUGCUGUGCUUACAAUUGCCUCUAAAGAUCUUGUCGACCGACCCGAGAUUCAUGAAUACUGUUCAAAAUACAUGCAUGAGUUGAUCUCGGGUAUUGCCGCUGGCGCAGACUGUGAUGUCGAAGCAGUCGAGUCUCUUCUCUUACUAGCCGAGUGGGAACCACAAGGGCUGCGACCUCGCGUCGAGCGCGUGGGUCGCGGAGAAGAGGACAGAGCUGCGUGGAUGCAUGUUGGACUCGCAUUGCGCUCGGGUUAUUUUAUUGGAUUGGAUCGAACGUCCUUCCGUGGGGAUCCAUAUGGAGAUCAAGAGACCGAGUCUCGUCGAAGAUUAGCCUGGGCUAGCUGCUAUGUCUCUGAUCGAUUGAUCUCUGUGCGCAUUGGCCGUGCUUUCUGGUCGCGUGGUCCAGGUCCGAUGACUGGCCUUGUUAGCCAGGAUUUUCCAUCGCUACAGCCAGCAAAAGAGGGCGAUGAGGAUUACUCCAAGAUUUUCCAGGCUAUGUUGGAUCUGACACAGCUGUACGGGAAUGUGCACGAAGUUUUAUAUUCUGGGAUGCGCACCAGCAAUCAAAUGAUGCUGAUGGGAGACUAUGUGAAAUAUGUUGAUGAUUUUCGACUUGCUAUUCUGCGAUGGAAGUCUCUUUGGGGACCUCUGGACUGCUCAGCUCCUAUGAAGGCAACAUUACAGUUGUCAUACGAAUAUUUGCGGCUAUAUACGACUGCAUUCGCAUUUCAGGCAGCGAUUUCCCAGUCCUUGGCCAAGCCGAAGACUGGUGCAAACUCACAUCGGGAAGAACUUCGGUCGACUUUCAAGAAUGUGGCUUCGAUGCAAGAUUCUCGUUUCAUCUAUGAGUCGGUUGAUGCAGCCAAGGCCUAUUUGACCAUUCUCGUGGAUUCGGUAGAUCCUGAGAGACAUUUACAUUUCAUGCCACUCCGCUUCUAUCUAUAUGGCAUCUACUCUGCUGUCUUUCUAUACAAGGCUCGUUCUUUCGGAAUGAUGGUUCCUUCCGAGGAAGCCAAGGUCCAAGGGCUUGUCGCUCGAACUACAGAGGUCCUCAAACAAGCUAGUGCUGGCCCCGAUGACAUCGGAGCCCGCUACUCUCACCUGCUGGAGCUUCUGUGGAAGACAAAGCCGUCAAUUUCAACAGCAGCCACAAAUACCCAGCAGAACAGCGACUUCAUGCAAACAGCUCUACCAAACCCCGUCUCUGAUACCUACAUGGAUUUUAGCCCGGCCAACGACUUUUCCUGGCUGGACCUGGAAGCUGUGGGCGCUGGUCAAGAUGGUGACCAAAAGCCGCCGGGCGCUACGGCAAAUGAUGCGGGGCUACGGAGCUCCUCUCGGAGAACACCCCGACCAUCGCGGGGGCUACUUCUCAAAUAUUUCUUCUGUACAAUGUCACUCAACGAGAUCCGCGGGCGUCUAGCCCUAAUCACCGGCGCAUCUGGAGGAAUUGGUGCAGCCUGUGCGCGCCAGCUCGCUCAACAUGGAACCCACCUCGCCCUGACAUACGCAACCAACCUUGAUGCAAUGAACACGAUUGUCGCAGACAUACAGUCAAAGUAUUCCGAGAGCAACCUCCGUAUAUCAAUUCACAAGGUUGAUGUCGGAUCUGCCGAUCAGAUCGAAGCCAUGUUCCAGCAGAUCGACAAGGAGCAUGGCCAACGGCCAGAUAUUCUCGUCUCCAACGCCGGCUAUGGCAAGCGAUUCCCCAACAUCUGGGAGAUCGAACUUGAAGAGUUUGACUAUACGCUCAAUGUCAAUCUCCGUGCAUCAUUUAUACUGGCCAAGGGUGUUGUGGAGCACAUGAAGAGCCAGCGCUGGGGACGCAUUAUUUUCAUGUCCUCAAUUGCUGCGCAAGGUGGAGGUAUUAAUGGAUGUCAUUACGCCGCUUCCAAAGGCGGCCUCACAGGCAUGAUGAAGAACCUCUCAACUCGUCUAGCCGAGUUUAACAUCAGCGUCAAUGACGUUGCUCCUGCGAUGAUUGGCGACACGGGCAUGAUCCCCAACGCUGCCGCAAUUCCCGAAGUCGCAGCUGGCAUUCCGCUACAGAGACUAGGCACACCUGAAGAGACAGCAAAUGUGGUCACGAUGCUAUGUAAAACUGGGUAUAUGACAGGCCAGAGCCUCCUGCUGGCUGGGGGAUUGAAGUAG
Messenger RNA from Penicillium maclennaniae, 2835 nucleotides. RefSeq lists its product as uncharacterized. Bases 1 to 2835 code for a protein of 944 amino acids. The transcript has 10 exons. The record is from RefSeq and is a predicted model, not a curated record. Gene Ontology annotation, biological process: regulation of DNA-templated transcription; DNA-templated transcription. NCBI's taxonomy places the organism in Eukaryota, Fungi, Ascomycota, Eurotiomycetes, Eurotiales, Aspergillaceae. Gene Ontology annotation, cellular component: nucleus. Gene Ontology annotation, molecular function: zinc ion binding; DNA binding; oxidoreductase activity.